Lycium ferocissimum is the source of this 1426-nucleotide messenger RNA. RefSeq lists its product as uncharacterized. The transcript has 6 exons. NCBI's taxonomy places the organism in Eukaryota, Viridiplantae, Streptophyta, Magnoliopsida, Solanales, Solanaceae. The record is from RefSeq and is a predicted model, not a curated record. The annotation marks the transcript as partial.
AUGCAAGUGUCAGUUAGGGGCCCAUCAGGGGCAAAUUAUCAGGCUUCCGGUCAGCAUGGAGGCUAUACUGCUUCAUCAGCUUCUAUUCAGCGGCCUACGCUGGACCGUGCUUGCUUCGAGUAUGGUGAGAUAGGGCAUAUUAAGAGGAAGCUAGUAGAGAAGGGUUGUUUAGCUUAUCUGACACAUAUCCGUGAUACCAGUGCAGAUACUCCAUCCCUUGAUUCGAUUCCAGUGGUACGCGAGUUUGCGGAUGUAUUUUUCGCGGACUUGCCUGGUAUGCCACCGAAUCGUGAUAUUGACUUCAGAAUUGACUUAGACCCAGUGACUCGUCCUAUCUCUAUCCCAUCUUAUAGGAUGUUACAGGGAGUUUCUGUGUUCUCUAAAAUCGAUUUGAGAUCAGGGUACCAUCGGUUAAAGAUUCGGGCGGAGGAUGUUCCUAAAAUCGCUUUUCGAACCAGUUUGCAGCAUGUGUUCACUCAAAAGGAUCUGAAGUCUAGACAGCGGAGAUGGAUAGAACUGUUGAAGGACUAUCACAUCACUAUUUUGUAUCACCCUGGUAAGGCUAAUGUAGUAGCUGACGCAUUGAGCAGGAAGUCGACUGGUAUGGGAAUUCUGGCUCGUUUGAUCUCUUCUGAGCGUCCGUUGGCUAGAGAGGUGCAGACUCUGGCUAACAGUUAUAUGGGACUGGAUAUUUCUAACACAGGAAAGGUGUUGGCUUGUGUUGAGGCUCGAUCUUCAUUAUUAGAGCAGAUUAAAGCUAAACAGUUUGAAGAUGCUAAGCUAUGUAAAAUACGUGAUAAGGUGUUGCGUAAUGACGCCAAAGAGGUCGUGAUUGAUGAGGAAGGCGUGUUGCGGAUCAAAGGACGAGUGUGUGUGCCAUGUGUGGGCGACUUGAUUAAGACCAUUCUGAAAGAGGCUCAUACUUUGAUGUAUAGGUCUCCUAUUGGAUGGUUUGAUGCAUUCGAGGUGAGACCAUGGGGUACUGACCUUCUGAGGGAGUUCCUAGAGAAGGUGAAGGUGAUUCAAAUCAAGAUUUUGGCAGCGCAGAAUAGGCAGAAGGAGUAUGCGGACCGCAAGGUUCGAGAUCUUGAGUUUGAGGAAGGAGAGCAAGUGCUAUUGAAGGUGGCUUACAAGUUGGCUUUACCUCCGGGAUUAUCAGGUGUUCAUCCGGUGUUCCAUGUGUCGAUGUUAAAGAGGUACCACGGUGAUGGUUCCUAUAUCAUCCGUUGGAAUUCGAUUUUUUUAGAUGAAAAUCUGUCGUAUGAGGAAGAGCCCGCUGCUAUCUUAUACAGGGAUGUUCGCAAGUUGAGGACUAAGGAAAUAGCUUCUGUGAAAGUUCAAUGGAAGAAUCGACCAGUGGAAGAAGCUACUUGGGAGACAGAGUCCGAUAUGAGUAACAAAUACCCUCACCUUUUCGUUGAAUCAG